Messenger RNA from Penicillium coprophilum, 390 nucleotides. Its product is annotated as SCP2 sterol-binding domain-containing protein. The record is from RefSeq and is a predicted model, not a curated record. The transcript has 3 exons. Lineage: Eukaryota; Fungi; Ascomycota; Eurotiomycetes; Eurotiales; Aspergillaceae. Gene Ontology annotation, cellular component: cytosol. Bases 1 to 390 code for a protein of 129 amino acids.
AUGUCUCUCAAGAAAGAUUCCCACCCCUCGUCCGCUGCUUUCGACGUCAUCAACCAGACGCUCCAGGCCAACGAAGCCGACCGCAAGGAUGCGCUCAGCAAGGCCAAGGCUAUCUUCGCUUUCAACCUGAAGAACUCCAGUGGUGAGGAGGCUGCUUGGUAUCUUGACCUCAAGAACAAGGGUGAAGUUGGACAGGGUGCCGCCCCUGCUGGCGAGAAGGCUGAUGUGACCCUCAACCUCUCCGAUGCUGACUUCAGCCAACUCGUUUCCGGCAAGGCCAACGCUCAGCGUUUGUUCAUGGGCGGCAAGCUGAAGAUUAAGGGUAAUAUUAUGAAGGCGACCAAGAUGGAGCCUAUCCUGAAGAAGGCCCAGGGUGGUGCCAAGCUGUAA